AUGUCCUCUGCAACGUGGGUCUUAGUCUUCUGCAAAAAAGAUGAAUCGUACACAGCAGUCGACGAAACCAAGGUUGAUGGCUCACCAGAGCAAGGAAAAGAGCUACAAGCAGAAUUGCAGUACUUUGACCCUAUCCUCUCCAAGAACAUUUCGCAGAAAUGGCUUGUUACUGUUGUAGAAACAGGUACAGUUCACCUUAAAUCAUCGCUAAAUAUGUUUGCUUAGUUGAUAGUAGCUAAGCUUUUCUGAAGUAUUGCUUCAUUGGAGCACAUUUUCUCAUGUAUGCUUUAGGUGGGAAAAACGGUUUAACAAUUCCAUAUUGCAUCCACAUACAUAUGUAUAAAAAUAAAACAAACAUAAAAUGUGUGUGAACUAAAAUUAAAUACAACGUAACACUAUAUAUAAACUUAUAUCCAAAACUUACCUGAAGAUGUUUCAAAUAGUGAAAAAGUAAUUUCACAAGUAAGUCUUAUAAUUACACAAAUUAGCAAUAUUAUUCACACUAGAAAAUAAACUGAAGGCUGUCAUAAACGUUGUUGUAACAAUAUGCUGCUGCUAAUUUAGGCACUAAGAAGAUCUAGAGUUCUUCUGAAGGACAAGAGACUCUGAUCGGUUUUCGUAAAAGUUAAGUCCAUAAGGUCCACAAUACGUGUAUGUUUGUCACGUCAUAACCCUCGUGUGUAAUAAAAACGUGUCACGCAAUUUGCAUAUGUGCAUGUUUUUGUUCAUGAUUAUUUUCUUUGGACAUCAGUAAACAUUGCAGGCAUAACACGUAUCCUUAAUCCAUACAUAGGGACAGAAAAAGAAAUAAAGAGGAAAGUAGCUGAAUUUGCUGCACGACUGAAGCAGGCGAAAGAGAGGACUUUCCUUGACCAGCCAAGA
Messenger RNA from Porites evermanni, 882 nucleotides. NCBI's taxonomy places the organism in Eukaryota, Metazoa, Cnidaria, Anthozoa, Scleractinia, Poritidae. The record is from the annotation of a GenBank genome assembly.